Messenger RNA from Quercus robur (English oak), 594 nucleotides. RefSeq lists its product as uncharacterized. Lineage: Eukaryota; Viridiplantae; Streptophyta; Magnoliopsida; Fagales; Fagaceae. The coding region runs from base 28 to 549 and encodes 173 amino acids. The record is from RefSeq and is a predicted model, not a curated record. The transcript is spliced from 2 exons.
AACCACAAUCUCGAUCUGAAUUAGGGGAUGUCUCCUCCUUCACUUGGUAAUGGUUCCAAGGAGAAUGAGGGAUGCCUUCAGUUCCACUUUGACUCGUACAAUGUGCAAAAUGGAAGGGGUUCUAGUUCUAAUUCACCUUUCAAAGGAAUAGUAAUGACGUCAGAGCGCCCUCCCUUAUGGAAUGGUGUCUAUCCUAAUUUCAUUCCCAAUGAGGGAGGAAAGAAGAUUUGUGAAGGAGAGGAUGUGAGUGUGGUAUUGGAGACAGAGAUCCUUGACUUGGCAGAGAAACUAGAGAAGUUACAAAGGAGCUUAGGACUAAAAGAUUUUGAAGUUAGGAACUGUAGUAAUUUUGAUAAACAAGCGACUCUUCUUCAGAGACGACUAGAGAAGUUUGGAGUAACAUCGGAUGAGAUAUGUGUGAAGGAGAUACAGGAGAUGGUAGAAGCAAGCUUGUCAAUUAAAACAAGUUGUAGAGUUGAUGAUAGCUUUGUUUCAAGUGGCAAAUCCAAUAUUAAUUUUAUGGCCAUCGAAUUAAACAAAAGGUACUGACUUUCAAAACAAUUUUGCUUCCAAAAUUUUUUUAUUAGAACUUAA